UUUCUGGUGCCCAACUCCGAGGUUCGCAGCUUCCCUGUCUCCUGCUGUUCCACGGGAGGCAGCGCCGGGAGGAGCCGCGUUCCUGCCUCCUUUUCCUGGGAAACUUCACCAUGCGGCUGGAAGAACUCAGGAGGCUCCAGCACACCCUGGAACAGGUCAAUGAUGGCAAAGACUCACUCCAAAGCCAUCAACUCACCAUGGAUGAAGAAAAUAAUAUCCAGGAAUAUCCUAUCAACCUCCAGCCCCUGGAAUCCAAAGUGAAAAUCAUCCAGCGAGCAUGGCGUGAGCACCUGCAGCGCCAGGACCUGUCCCCAUCCCCGGAGCUACGGGACAAGGGCAGCCCGUCCUCAGCGUCCCCGACGUCCCCAGUGUCCCCAAUGUCCCCAAGGUCGCCAGCCUCGGGCAAGAUGAGCAGGUCUGUCAGCAUGAACACCUUCUCCGACAGCAGCACCCCCGAUUCCCGGGAGGAUGGCAUGGAUUUAGGCAGCGACGCCGGCAGCAGCCGCUCCAGCUCGGAAUCCAACUCCAGCAAAGCCACGCCGUGCUCGGAGGGCAAGUCCUCGCCGUCCCCCAGCAGCCUGGACCUGGCGGCGCUGGAGGACUCGGAGGAGGAGGAGGAAGAGGAGGAGGACGGGGGGUCCCCGCCGUCCCCGCCGCGCUGCCCGGCCGCCCAUGGGCGCCGCUGCGGCCCCGCGGCCGCCGCUGCCCGGCGCUGCCCCCGCCCGCGGCCCCCGCCCCGCUCGGACCCCGCGCAGCGGCGGCGCGGAGCGGCCGCGGGGCCCGGCGGGCGGCGGAGCGCGGGGGCGCGGCCCCCCCGGGACCCGCAGCCCCCGGCCAUGGACUGGGCAGCCCUGGAGAGGCACCUGGCCGGGCUGCAGUGCCGGGAGCAGGAGCGCAAGGCGCGGGCCAGCCCCGCCUCGGCCCAGAAGAAUGAGCGUGAGUCCAUCAGGCAGAAGUUGGCUCUGGGCAGUUUCUUCGACGAUGGCCCCGGGCUCUACACGAGCUGCAGCAAGAGCGGGAAGCCCAGCCUGUCCUCCCGGUUACAGAGUGGGAUGAACCUGCAGAUCUGCUUUGUCAACGACAGCGGCAGCGACAAGGACAGCGACGGCGAUGACAGCAAGACAGAGACCAGCCUGGACACGCCCUUGUCACCCAUGAGCAAGCAGAGCUCAUCCUACUCGGACAGAGACACGACGGAGGAGGAGUCGGAGUCCCUGGAUGACAUGGAUUUCCUCAGCAGGCAGAAGAAGCUCCAGGCUGAAGCCAAGAUGGCCUUGGCUAUGGCCAAGCCCAUGGCCAAGAUGCAGGUGGAGGUGGAGAAGCAGAACAGGAAGAAGUCGCCAGUAGCAGAUCUCCUGCCACAUAUGCCUCAUAUAAGUGAAUGCCUGAUGAAGAGAAGUUUAAAACCCACUGACCUAAGGGACAUGACCAUUGGGCAGCUACAGGUGAUAGUCAACGACCUGCACUCACAGAUAGAAAGCUUGAACGAGGAGCUGGUGCAGCUGCUGCUGAUCCGGGACGAGCUGCACACGGAGCAGGACGCCAUGCUGGUGGACAUCGAGGACCUCACCAGGCACGCCGAGAGCCAGCAGAAGCACCUGGCAGAGAAGAUGCCAGCCAAGUGAAUCCCUCCUCCUGCCUCUGUCCUGUCCAGGGAAUGAGUUCCAGUGUUGCUCAUUGACCAUGUCCCAAGCUUUCUGUCUGGUGAUUGGCCUCUGCUUCUUAAUUUAUUUUAAUUUUUUUACUUGUGCCACUAAAUAUCAGGCAUUUUAAUAAUAAUAAUGUUGUUAUUAUUAUUAUUACAGAAACAAAGAGAAUUGUACAGUACUUAUAACAUUAUAAAUCAUGGGCGAGAAGAGAGGGUAGUUUAACUUUAUUUUUUGGUCGUUUAGAGAUUUUUUGGGUUGGAUGAUAUUUUACCAUUGACUACUUUUUUAUUCCUCACUGUAGUUUUGAAAUAAAGAACCUGUUCUUGACGGUGCUAUACAAGUCAACAGAAAAUCCAUGCCUGCCUCGUAGUGACGUCGUAGCUUUCAGUAAUCUGUACAUUUUACUCAGUUCUCAGCAUUUUGGGGAAUGUUGACUACCUGACAUUCAUUUUAGGUGUGCUAUUAACACUCGGUGGGGUGCAGAGAGUUGGAAGUUUUCUGUAUAAAGCUGUAAAAUAAAAAUUACCACCAUUGUUUCCUA
Molecule: messenger RNA, 2190 nt
Organism: Camarhynchus parvulus
Lineage: Eukaryota; Metazoa; Chordata; Aves; Passeriformes; Thraupidae
Product: schwannomin-interacting protein 1
Exons: 11
Coding region: 111-1625 (504 amino acids)
Biological process (GO): positive regulation of hippo signaling
Cellular component (GO): cell junction; plasma membrane
Source: RefSeq, a predicted model, not a curated record